Endocarpon pusillum Z07020 is the source of this 3270-nucleotide messenger RNA. Its product is annotated as Aminopeptidase 2. Gene Ontology annotation, cellular component: cytoplasm. Bases 1 to 3270 code for a protein of 1089 amino acids. Gene Ontology annotation, molecular function: metalloaminopeptidase activity; peptide binding; zinc ion binding. Gene Ontology annotation, biological process: peptide catabolic process; proteolysis. The record is from RefSeq and is a predicted model, not a curated record. The transcript is spliced from 5 exons. NCBI's taxonomy places the organism in Eukaryota, Fungi, Ascomycota, Eurotiomycetes, Verrucariales, Verrucariaceae.
AUGGCUACCACAACAACUCCCUCAAAUGUAUCUGGAGCGGUUCCACCAAACCAGCCAGCAACAGCAUCAAACCCUGGCCUUGUCCAAAUGCAGUUGGUCCGCUUCCCUCGCCAGAUGCUUACAAAUGUUCUUCCACCUCGCCCGAUCCCUCAUAGACCCCGCCAAAGACAUCGUAAGAAGGGUUUCGACAUACUUGGCCUUCCCGCGGAGCUGUUUGUCAUGGUUAUGAGGGACUAUCUCACCAUCUGCGACCGUGCUUCGUUUGCACUGGUCUGUAAAGCGUUCGCCCAGAAAGUCACCUCUUUCCAUACAAUGCUCCAACUUCCUGCUCCCCACCAAGACCAAGAUUUAUAUGGGAUGAGACGUUUCUUCCGAAACACGUUGAAGUCUUGGUUUCCCGACCAUUUGAAGUUCUGCCAGAUCUGUGGGAAGUACGUUCCAAAGGAGAGAGGAUACUGGGAGGAGAUUCUACUCAAGGAAUGUGCAGGACGUGCUGGUAACACAGCAAGGAACUUCUUCGCAUGGACGGCAUCAAACAAUGCGAUGAAAGGCCCUGCACAUCAUCAGGAGCAGCAGUCCUUCUCCCGCAACAUGUGUCGAGCAGCCUACACCGAUACUGCGGGCAGCAUUGACAUUUCAAGAAGCCGAGAGAUUCUUCCUACAAACGUCGUCCCUAGGCACUAUGACCUUACCCUCGAAUGUGACUUUGAGAAGUUCACCUUCGAAGGCACGGUCAUUAUAGACCUUGACGUGGCAGAAGACUCAUCCCAAGUAUGCCUGAACACUCUCGAGCUCGACAUCCACAGUACUACCAUCCAAAAACCUGGUGCCCUUGUCAUCGAAAGUCCACGUCUCUCCUACAAUGAAGACACGCAGACUACAACGAUCAAAUUUGACGAGAAGUUGUCCAAGGGACAGAAGGUACAGCUCAAGCAGACUUUCACAGGACAACUGAAUGAUCAGAUGGCCGGAUUCUAUAGAGCAUCCUCGAAAGAUAAAGAUGGUAAGCAGAGGUAUUUGGCUGUAUCACAAUUCGAGCCGACAGACGCCCGACGAGCAUUUCCUUGCUUCGACGAACCUGCUUUGAAGGCUGAAUAUACCGUGACCCUGAUUGCCGACAAACACAUGACGUGUCUAAGUAAUAUGGACGUCGAGUCGGAAAAAUGGGUAGAUUCCAAGAUCACUGGAGGCAAGAGGAAAGCUGUGAAGUUCCACAAGUCACCGGUCAUGUCGUCAUAUCUGCUUGCAUUUAUCGUUGCCGAGCUCAAGUCUAUAUCUACGGACAAGUUCAGGCUCCCCAUCAAGGUCUGGAUGACACCUGAGCAGGAUCUAGAAGAUGGUCGAUUUUCCCUCGAGGUUGCUGCAAAGACCUUAGCAUUCUACGAAAAGGCUUUCGAUAGUGAAUAUCCACUGCCAAAGAUGGAUAUGGUGGCUGUUCCUGACUUCAGCGCUGGGGCCAUGGAGAACUGGGGAUUGAUCACUUAUCGGGUUGUCGAUCUCUUGUUCGAUCAGAAGACUGCUGGUGCUGCGACCAAAGAACGCGUUGCUGAGGUCGUGCAGCAUGAGCUUGCUCAUCAAUGGUUUGGAAAUCUUGUUACGAUGGACUUUUGGGAUGGUUUGUGGCUCAACGAAGGUUUCGCAACAUGGAUGUCAUGGUAUUCUUGCAAUGAAUUCUACCCAGAAUGGAAGGUAUGGGAAACCUUCACUAUCGACACUUUACAAGGCGCCUUGGGUUUAGACUCUUUGCGAAGCUCACACCCAAUCGAAGUACCAGUCCAUCGAGCAGAGGACAUCAAUCAGAUAUUUGACAGCAUUUCCUAUGCCAAAGGUUCUGCUGUUUUACGCAUGAUCUCAAAAUAUCUUGGGGAAGAUGUUUUCAUUGACGGAGUAAGACGCUACAUCAAAAAGCAUGCAUGGGGCAACACACAAACCGGUGAUCUGUGGGCAGCUCUCUCUGAAGCCAGUGGUAAAGAUGUCUCCACCUUGAUGGAUGUUUGGACCAAGCAUAUUGGUUUUCCUGUCAUCACCGUGGAAGAAGACGAAGCCAAGAAGGCCAUCACCCUGAAGCAAAACCGCUUCUUGCGAACCGGAGAUGUGAAACCUGAAGAGGACACCACCAUCUAUCCCGUCAUCCUCGGUCUGAAGACGAAGGAAGGGAUUGAUGAAAAUCUGAUGCUCGGCUCUCGGUCGGCCACUUUCACGCUCCCAGACUUGUCCUUUUACAAGCUUAACGCGGACCAUUGUUCCUUGUUCCGUACCUCAUAUCCUACCUCCCGCCUGGAAAAACUGGGACAAGCAGCCAAACAAGGUCUCCUUACAGUCGAGGACCGUGCUGGCAUGAUCGCUGACGCUGGCUCACUUGCUGCGGCGGGUUACCAAAAGACGUCCGGUAUUUUGCACCUUUUGAAGUCCUUUGAUAUGGAAUCCGCGUAUAUCGUCUGGAACGAGAUUCUCACUCGAAUCAGCGCUGUAAGAAGCACGUGGAUUUUUGAGGACGAAGACACCAAAGCUGCAUUGAAGCUAUUCCAAUUACAGCUUUGCUCCGCUAAAGCUCAUGAGCUGGGUUGGGAAUUCACGGAGAACGAAGACCACAUUCUUUCCCAGUUCAAAAGCCUCAUGUUCGGCUCGGCAGGGAUGGCUGGAGAUGAGAAGAUCAUCAACGCAGCCGACCAAAUGUUCAAGAGGUUCCAAGAUGGAGAUCUGGAAGCUGUGCAUCCCAACCUCAAACCUGCUGUCUUCGCCUUGGCACUGGUCCAUGGGGGCGAGAAGGAAUACAACACAAUCCUAGCGAGAUACCAUUCCGCAUCGACGGCCGAGGAGAGAAAUACCUGUUUGCGCGUGCUUGGACGCGCGAAGUCCCCGGAGCUGAUUGAUAGGACUUUGGGGCUUACGUUGAGCGGUGAAGUUAAGAUGCAGGAUAUCUAUAUGCCUAUUGCGGGAUUGAGGGCGCAUAGGGAGGGGAUCGAAAAGAGGUGGGAGUGGAUGUGUAGCGUUUGGGAUGAGCUUGUCAAGAGGCUGCCGCCAAGUGGGAACAUGUUGAGUUCCGUAGUGGGAAUGUGUGCGGGUGGGUUUACAAGGAUGGAGCAGAUGAAGAGGGUAGAGGAGUUUUUCAAGACAAGAGACACGAAGGGAUUCGAUCGCGCACUUGAUCAGACGCUGGAUAGUAUCAAGGCGAGGAACAGUUGGCUCGAAAGAGACGGAGAGGACGUCCGGGCCUGGUUGAUCCAAAAUGGGUAUCUGGGCAAGAUCCAGGAAACAAUGAAGCUAUAG